AUGAUUCAUUUUCUUUCUCAUUCUCUCUAUGUCUAUAUACUUCACCUAUCUAUCUAUCUAUCUAUCUAUCUAUCUAUCUAUCUAUCUAUCUAUCUAUCUAUCUAUCUGUUUGUUUGUCUGUCUAACUGUCGAUCUCUCUGUUUGUCUGUCUAUCUAUCGACCUAUCUGAUAACCACAAAUUUACAAAUAAUAUACAUUUAUGAAUACCUACGUAUCUAUCUAUCUAUCUAUCUAUCUAUCUAUCUAUCUAUCUAUCUACACACACACAAUGACACACAAACACAUUAUUUAUCACAUCUCCCGUUACCAUCCAUUCUUGUGCCUGCUUAUAUAUUUACGGAUGCUCCCUUAGGGUGCUCGUCUGACGCUGCUGCCGACACCAACGUUGUCGCCUUAAACGCUGUAUGUUCCACUCUUACAACUGCAUUAGGCAGAGCUAAUGCGUCUAGCAAACAACUUGUGGCUACGCCAAGGGGCAAGUUUGUCAUUAAGCUUGCGUAA
Messenger RNA from Acanthosepion pharaonis, 501 nucleotides. The record is from the annotation of a GenBank genome assembly. NCBI's taxonomy places the organism in Eukaryota, Metazoa, Mollusca, Cephalopoda, Sepiida, Sepiidae.